GGCGGCUGGGGGGGCCUCGGUACCCCCGGGGGGGUCAUCGGGUACUGGGGGAUCCCCGCGCCUUUGGGGGGGGGUUGUUCUGUCCCCAUGGGAUCCCUGCGCCUUUGGGGGGUCCCUGCUGCCCCCGGGGUGUCCCCGCGCCUUUCAGGGGGGUCUUUGCUGUCCCUGGGAGCUUGUGGGGAGUGUCCUUGCCACCCCCAGGACUGUCCCUGCUGCCCCCGGAGGAACGUUGUGCUUUGAGGGGGGUGUAGGGGUGGGCUCCCUCGCCCCCACGGCUGGUUCCUGUUGCCCGAGGAAUCCCUGGGGAAGGGUCUUGGGGAUCCUCUCUGCCCCCUUUUGUUCCCAGGGUGCCACCAGUGCCCUUUCAGUGAAUACUGGAGGGACCUUUCUGUCUCCAGGCCUGUGCUUAUCACCUCUGGUGCCACCAUCUCCUUGGGGGGGACACUGAGGGGACCCCUGCCAUUCCCAGGGCCAUUCCCUGCCAUCUCCAGGGGGUUUACCUGCCUCGGGGGGUUGCUGAGGGUCCUCUCCUGCCCCUGAGGCUCCUUCCCUGGUGCCCCCGUGGUUUCACGGUGCCUUUAGGGGAGCCCCGGUGGUCCCUUCCAGCCCUAGAGUAUGUCCUAUUGCCUUGGUCAUGGGAGGGGAGCUCAGCUGAGGGUCCCUCCUGCCCCCUGAAGGUCCAAACCUCGUUGUCCUUUGGCCUUCCUCACCCAAUCCCUUCCAGGACAAGUCCCCACUGUCCCCAGGGGGGUCUCUGGGGCAGACGUGGCCGGACCCCACACUGCUGGGCUUUAACCUGUCGUUUCCGUCAGCUGCCAGUGAACCUCCAGCCCCGGCACCGCCGCGCAGGGUGAGCGCUCUGGAAGACGCCAUGUCGGAUAAAGGGAGCAGCAUGGAGGGGAAGACGGACAUCGUGAACGGCAGCUUGUCCAGCAGCCCGGAGGAGAUGUCAGCCGAGGAAGGACGAGAAACCUCCUCCGGCAUCGAGGUGGAGGCCUCCGACCUCAGCCUGAGCCUCACGGGGGACGACGUGGGGCCCAACCGCACCAGCACGGAGAGCCGGGACACGGACACGGAGAGCUCGGGGGAAGAGAAGGACUCUGACAGUAUGGACGACACGGGCCACUACUCCAUAAACGAGGAGAACCGGGCCCUCGACCGGUCGCACUCGGAGGAGGAAGAAGAGGAGGAGGAAGAGGAAGAGGAGGAGGAGCAGCGGUCCCACCGCCGCGCCCAGCGCAAACGUGCCAACCACGACCAAGACUCCUUGGACAACGAGCAGGCCCUGGAGGACUGGGUGUCCUCGGAGACCACGGCGCUGCCCCAGCCCCGCUGGCAGGCGGUCCAUGCCCUGCGGGAGCGGGAGCUGGGCUCCAGCGCCCGCUUUGUCUACGAGGCCUGCGGGGCCAGGGUCUUCGUGCAGCGCUUCCGCCUGCAGCACGGCCUGGAGGGACACACGGGCUGCGUCAACACCCUGCACUUUAACCAGCGCGGCACCUGGCUGGCCAGCGGCAGCGACGACCUCAGAGUGGUGGUGUGGGACUGGGUGAGGAGGCAGCCGGUGCUGGAGUUCGAGAGCGGGCACAAGAGCAACGUCUUCCAGGCCAAGUUCCUCCCCAACAGCGGCGACUCCACGCUGGCCAUGUGUGCCCGGGACGGGCAGGUCCGGGUGGCCGAGCUCUCUGCCACCCAGUGCUGCAAGAACACCAAGCGUGUGGCACAGCACAAAGGAGCCUCGCACAAGCUGGCCCUAGAACCGGAUUCUCCAUGCACUUUCCUAUCGGCAGGUGAAGAUGCUGUAGUCUUCACCAUCGACCUGAGACAAGACCGACCCGCCUCGAAACUGGUGGUGACCAAGGAGAAGGAGAAGAAGGUGGGUCUGUACACCAUCUAUGUCAACCCAGCCAACACCUACCAGUUUGCUGUGGGAGGCAGAGAUCAGUUUGUCAGGAUUUACGACCAGCGGAAAAUAGACGAGAACGAGAACAACGGGGUGCUGAAGAAGUUCUGCCCCCACCACUUGGUGAACAGCGAGUCCAAAGCCAACAUCACCUGCCUCGUCUACAGCCACGACGGCUCGGAGCUCUUGGCCAGCUACAACGACGAAGACAUCUAUCUCUUCAACUCCGCACACAGCGACGGCGCCGAGUACAUCAAGAGAUACAAGGGACACCGCAAUAAUGCCACUGUGAAAGGCGUCAAUUUUUAUGGCCCGAAAAGCGAGUUUGUGGUGAGCGGCAGCGACUGCGGCCACAUCUUCCUGUGGGAGAAAUCCUCCUGCCAGAUCGUGCAGUUCAUGGAGGGCGACAAGGGAGGGGUGGUGAGUCCCCGCGCCGUCCCCGGCCCCUGCCACCUGCAACUGCCACCACUUUUCAUGGGGUUUUUUUCUGCCAAAACCCCGACAGGGAACCCGCGGGUGCCCCAGCGUGGGCUGCUCAGGGCCAUUCCUCCCCAGGGGGGCUGGUGGGGGCCAUGGUGCCUCCAGGGUCUUCUGGGGUGUGAAAUCCCACGGGGAUGUCACCGAAGGAGGGCUGGGACCUCAGAGUGGCUUCUGUCCGUGAUGGGGACAGCCCCCUCCCCUUUCCCCUUCGGGGGGGGUCUGUGGGGAGACUGGGGCUCCCCGCUGGCCCUGCAGCUGCGUCCCCAGCCCUCACAUCCAGGAAGGGGACGCAGCUGCACCGGGGACGGUCCCACAUCCCAUUUCCCAGGCUCUGCCCAACGGCAGUCGGGUCCCGUGGCCACUGCUGGGGGGGCAGGGGGGGUCCGUGGCCUGCUUUGGGCUCGGUCUCACGCACCCCCAAGGCCAUCGGUGCCUGUCCCCAACGGGCACGGGGCUGGGGGGGGACGGGGAGCACUGGUGGCACCCCCAGCUCCUGGGACAGGGCAGGCUUUGGGUCAUGGGGAGGGGGAUGCUGGAGUGUGGGGACAUCCCAUGGGACACCCAACAAGGUCUCCCCAUCUCCCUUAA
Calidris pugnax (ruff) is the source of this 2968-nucleotide messenger RNA. RefSeq names its product DDB1- and CUL4-associated factor 8-like. The record is from RefSeq and is a predicted model, not a curated record. Gene Ontology annotation, cellular component: Cul4-RING E3 ubiquitin ligase complex; cytoplasm. Bases 872 to 2968 code for a protein of 698 amino acids. The transcript has 11 exons. Gene Ontology annotation, molecular function: protein binding. NCBI's taxonomy places the organism in Eukaryota, Metazoa, Chordata, Aves, Charadriiformes, Scolopacidae.